UACGUUGCAUCGGAAGCUUCACGUUUAUCAUUACCCACCUUUUGGUGCAAUAUAAAUGUGACAUUGGAGACAUGAAAGGGUGCGUGCUCUCUAGCUAGUCAUUUUAUAGAAUUAGAAAGAAGAGCUCUCCUAUGAACAUAUGGAGAAGAACAAGUCCUACCCAGCAUACUCGGCUGCGUACUUAGGUGAAUUUGAGACCGAAGAGAGGUCGAACUCGUACAACUUCAAUGGGCCAGGUGGGAAAGGCAGUGGGUUUGCAGCGUCGAGUGAUCCGGAGCUGAAGAGGAAGAAGCGGAUCGCAGCCUACAACGUGUUCGCCGCGGAGGGCAAGCUCAAGUCCAGCCUCAGGAACAGCUUCAAGUGGAUCAAGGGCAAGGCAAACGAGGUUCGCUACGAUGUGUGCGAGUGAUCGUCGGGCCAAAUUCUGGCGACAAGAACUUUUUAAUCUAAUCAAUCUAGAGCUGUUUCAAUACUUCCAUGUCUAGAACUUGUGUUCUUUUCCUUCUUUUUCUUGGGGGGUUUCUAUGAAGUGUGAUGCGGAGGACUACUUUUGCUCUUGUCGUCAGAAAACACUACCGAGCAUGGAGAGCAUGAGUAUUGGGGCAGUAUAUUAGUUUGUGCAUCUUUUCUCUCAAGAGAAAAAAUUGGAACUUGCAUAUGCAUAUAUAUAUAUAUGUGCAAGCCUUGCACAGUACUGCCAAUCAUCAUAUGGAAUUCUUCCAUUUCUGGUUUGAUAUGUGAAGCACAAGACAAGCAUUUGAUUCUCUUGUCCAAA
This is a messenger RNA of Eucalyptus grandis, 775 nucleotides long. RefSeq lists its product as uncharacterized. Bases 140 to 409 code for a protein of 89 amino acids. NCBI's taxonomy places the organism in Eukaryota, Viridiplantae, Streptophyta, Magnoliopsida, Myrtales, Myrtaceae. The record is from RefSeq and is a predicted model, not a curated record. The transcript has a single exon.